This is a messenger RNA of Vigna radiata var. radiata (mung bean), 1058 nucleotides long. RefSeq names its product BTB/POZ domain-containing protein At4g08455. Gene Ontology annotation, molecular function: ubiquitin protein ligase binding. The transcript has 2 exons. The record is from RefSeq and is a predicted model, not a curated record. The coding region runs from base 119 to 886 and encodes 255 amino acids. Gene Ontology annotation, biological process: proteasome-mediated ubiquitin-dependent protein catabolic process; regulation of proteolysis. NCBI's taxonomy places the organism in Eukaryota, Viridiplantae, Streptophyta, Magnoliopsida, Fabales, Fabaceae. Gene Ontology annotation, cellular component: cytoplasm.
ACGACGACGGUUCACAAAAAGAGGUUUCUCUCGAAUAGCAGUGUCUAUAUUGACUGUGUAUAUCGGCGAGGGUAGUUUGUCGUUAGGAGCGUGAUUCAGCACAGCAUAUCAGCGAAGAAUGCUUCCGCGGCGGUGCACGGCGUCAGCGGCGGCGGGGCAGACGGGGAGCAGCGACAGCGACUUGGAUGAGUUUAUUAUGCGGUGCCUCUCCUGCGAGGAUCAAUACGACAUGAUGGACUCCGGAACCUGCAGGGAGUGCUACCAAGAGGCCAACGAGGCCGAGGAGGAGCUCCGCCUCGAGAUCGAUGACCUCAAGUCCAAGGUCUCCUUCCUCACACUCUCCUCUCCCACUCUCAAUCCUUCUACCGCCGAUAUCGUCCUCGUUCCCGUCGACGACUCCGACGCCACUCCCAUUCCCGCUCACAAGCAUGUUCUGGUUAGUCGCUCUCCUGUUUUCAAUGCAAUGCUUGAGAAUGAUAUGGAGGAAAGGCGGAGUGGCACCAUCAAGAUUUCUGACGUAUCACAUGAUACCCUCCGCGCUUUUGUUAACUACUUAUACACUGCUGAAGCGCCCCUUGAUAACCAAAUGGCCUGUAACCUGUUGGUUUUGGGAGAAAAGUAUCAAGUGAAGCAUCUGAAGACAUACUGUGAGAAGUAUUUGAUCGCCAAAAUGAAUUGGAAUAGGGCUAUUGCAAACUAUGCCUUUGCAUAUCAAUACAAUUGCAAACAAUUACGAAGUGCGUCCUUGGCAGUGAUCUUGGACAAAAUGGAUUCGCUCACUCAAAAUGAAUAUUAUGCGGAGCUCGUGGACACCAAUCCUCGUCUUGUUGUGGAAAUAUAUGAAACAUAUAUUGGCAAGCAAUUAAACACCGCAGGCACCUGUUAGGUUAUAGGAACAAAGCUAAGGAAGUUAGUGAAAUCAGCUUUAAGCUGGGGUGUUACUUCUGUUGGGAUUAGAUUCUUGAUUGGUAAUUAGUCUGUGGUAGUAUAUAAAUUGUACAUUUUCAUACACCGCUACAGUUAAACAUGCAAUAGUACUGUUCUAUUUAACGAGUCUA